GGGGAAAGUUUGGAAGGACGAUGGGAUGGGGCAUGGCUUAGGGGUUAGGAACGGACGUCUCAUUUGUCCAAGAAGUCAUGGCAGUACGUCAUGCUUUGCUAGGCGAAUGCGACAAGCCAGGAAGGGUGUCCACGCAGUGUGUGCAUGACAGUUGUCGGAUAGCAAGGUUGUGAGGGAGCGAAAGAGAGGAAGGGUGAGCGUUGUUAGGGCGGAGUGUCCUGGGGAGGCCUGGUGAGUACGGAAGUGGUGGGCGCCGGGCACCUGGGGAAGACCUGUGUGCGUGAGAACUUGUUGUCGACUUGGAGAGCAACAGCAGCAGCAAGAACAGCAAGAGCAGCAACAGUAGCAGACCGGCCUGUGGGCAUCCACGCCUCCAAAAAUAAGCCCUAGCGAUUCCCGUCAGCUGUUGUUCCCGUGCACGUUGUUGUGCGAGGCGACCUGUUCCCUGUUACCUAGACGAAGAUCUCGGGGAUUGUACAGGUCUCGACGUGUCAAGUUAUGCAAGGGGUCGCAGGGGAACACUGGCCUGUGUUCCGUGUGGUGUGCGGGGUCUUGCCGGCCGUGUGCUCUAGGCCCGAGGUCCCAGGCACCGACGUAGGCCAGGGAGAUCGCGGAAGGCCGUAGUAUUGAGGCCGGUAACGAAAGGUGGUCUUUGUAGCAGAGGGAAGUGUGACACGCGGCGCACAUGCCAGAGAGCGGGGAGCUAUUUGAGUCUGAGGGAGUGUUGGCGGCGACGGGGCACCCAGUGGCACUCUGGCUCUGUACCCGGGCACACCCUGGCUCUCUCCGGCACCCGAGACACUCGUGUCGUAGUUCUGCGGUCGCGCUUGCUGUCACGUCCCGGCGCACAGAGGGUUAUCAUGUCGGUGUGACCACGUUCAGGAGUGCGAGACCUCCCUGUGGGUAGCGGCAGUGACAGAAAUAGUGAGGCGGCGGGAUGGAGCGCCAAGACUCCUUCGUGAGUCUCACCGAUAGUGAGCUGAGCUUCGCCAGCGUCUCCACGGAGGACGGCGCCUCCAGCUUGGGGCGGAGCCUUGCUGGGUCGCCUCUCGACUCGCAGUCGGAGCUCACCAGGACCCCAGGAAGUUCAGCGACAAAGUCACAGAAGGAGCGUCUCCGGCGAUCGGGCCCCAAGCGCCAGGCGCCGCAGCCGCCCUCCAGGCCGUCCCCGAGCACCACUCCGGUGCCCUCCUCCCCUGCCCCUCCCUCACAGCUGAUAACUGCCGCUCAAGUGCCCAUCAGUCCUGGCUGCGACGCUCGUGCCCCCACACCCCUCGCCUCCGUCACACAGGCAGCCGUCAGUGCCGCGAAGGUCUCUGCGGCGCCCGUAACCACUGUGCACAUGCAGCUGACGCCCGUGGCGCCGCCGGGGCCUGUUUUCCGCAGGCCUCCCCAGCGGCGCAGCAGACCCACCGCCUCACCAAGAUCGUCAGCCACCCAGUCAGCUCUCCCUCGAGCAGUGCAAGCGAAGGCCGCCCGAUGUCCCCGCCUCUCCCGGGCGGCGUGGCCCCCCCGGCUCCGCAGAGGUCGGGCUCCUCUCAGGCGGCCGCGAGGGACCUCGCCAACUUGAGGAUUCGUCUGAUCGACGAGGAGUCCGACUCGGAUGCAAAUCCUGCAGAGCCUGGGCUUGACCUGCGGAUCGCCGACCCGACGCCCGCUCAGCAGCUGAGCCCAGCCCCCCGCCUUGUGCAGGCCCAGCAGUCUCGCUUCGAGCCUUCUUACGCCGCCCAACCGGCCUUGCAGGGCAUGCCACAAGGACCUCAUCAAGGCGCUCCCUUCGUCUCUCCGUUCUCGCCCCCAGACCCCGCCUGCCAGAGCCAUGACGCCCAGUAUCUCCGGAGGGAGGCCGCGCAGCCAGGGCAGCCCGCCCAACCGCAUCUCCCCCAGCCCGUCUGCUACCCGGGCGAGCAGGCCCUUCCCGCUGCCGAAAACUACGACUUCAGCGAGAGCUUCGACAGCUACGACGACUCCCCAACGCCGCCAUGCGCGAGUCCCGUGCCCGGCGAGAGGGAACCUCCGGGCGCGGUGUACCGUGGGCGUGCCCGGCGCCUCAUGCACUCCGCCUCCGACCCAGGGGUGCCCCGACCACACUUACACCGUCCCCACGCCCACUCCCAGCACCCACGGGCGCCGGGUUUGUCUGUGCCUCCACCCCUCGACCAGCUGAGCGAGGAAGAAGGAGGUCAGGAGAUCCUCGAAGACGACCUCCAGGAGGCCCUCGCUGGCCAGGCUCGCCUCCAGAGGUCGGACUCCAUGGUGACGGUGGCGCACCUGUACGAGGACGUGCUGGUGUCGUCGCGGCUGCGCGUGAGGGUCACGCUCACCAACCUGACUGUGGUGGUGGUCGUGGCCGCCCUCGUGCUGCCCAACAGCGCCGCCAUCCUCUACGCCGCCUUCAGAUUAGUGUUUGGGACACUGUUCCCAGCCUACUACUCGUACAAGGCCGUCAAGACGAAAAACGUCAAAGAAUACGUAAAAUGGAUGAUGUAUUGGAUCGUGUUUGCUUUCUUCACAUGCUUCGAGACACUGACGGACCUUUUCCUUAGCUUCUGGUUCCCCUUCUAUUAUGAGGUAAGUGUAGAGGGAAGGGGGAUAAGGGAGGCGUUUGUGAUUAGUUUUCUAGGCAAUGUCAGCAGGGCUGAUCGCCACACGGUGAUUAGUAGCCGGGACUUAAAGGGGCGAAUAAGACUAAGACGACGGGAGCUGAUUGAUUCAGAGGCUAUUAAGGGGCAAGUCAUCUGGAGAUCCAGGCUCAAAGUGGAGCGGACGCAGGGUUUCGGUUUAGCCACUAGUGCGGGCCGUAUUAGGACGGACGGUGAGAGGAGGUGGUAA
This is a messenger RNA of Penaeus vannamei (Pacific white shrimp), 2832 nucleotides long. The record is from RefSeq and is a predicted model, not a curated record. Lineage: Eukaryota; Metazoa; Arthropoda; Malacostraca; Decapoda; Penaeidae.